CAUGGGAGCGACUCGGGUUGCUGGACUGGUAGUGGGCCGAGCCCUGUGAGGACAGAGCAGAAGCAGGCUGUUGAGAGAGCCCAGCCACGGAGGCCUUCCUCAUCAGAGGUCGAGUUUGGGAAAGCAAGCUGGGUAAGGGGUACCGGGCCCUGCGGCUCCAGGCCAAGGGAAGGGCGACGGAUCCUGCCUGCAGAAGCCCCAGCUCCAGAGCCCAUGGAGAAGCUUGAGGCACAGUACUGUUACUUUUGCUCAGAAAACAUACGGAAAACUAAUCCUUUUAUACUGAAUAUACUCCAGAAACUGGAUGAAGAAAUUGAAAAGCGACCCAAAGAAGAAAAAAUCACCGUAAACAUUGCUGGUAACAGUCGCUUAGUCUCAGGACAAAGAAUAACAGGUGAAGACUUUUGGCUUCUCUCCAAAGCGUUAAGGACCCAGCCCUGUAUCAGUGGUGUGGACGUGAGGUAUAACCUCAUAGGCGAUAUCGGUGCCUACUAUGCUGCAAAACUACUUCAGAAACAACCAAAUAUCACUUACUUAAACCUUAUGUUUAAUGAUAUUGGACCCGAAGGUGGAGAACUGAUUGCCAAAGCACUACAUAAAAACAAAACUCUUAAGUAUUUGAGAAUGACUGGCAACAAGAUUGAGAACACAGGAGGCAUGCUUUUUGCUGCCAUGUUGCAGAUGAACUCAUCCCUGGAGAAACUGGAUCUGGGCGACUGUGACCUGGGACUGCAGAGUGUGAUCGCAUUUGCUACAGUGCUGACCCAAAACCAAGGAAUCAAGGGGAUAAACCUGAACCGACCUAUACUGUACGGAGAACAGGAAGAGUCUACAGUCCACGUUGGCCACAUGUUGAAACAAAAUCACGUCCUUGUUGAACUACAUAUGUGCAAACAUGGUAUGAAAAAUUAUGGUCUACAACAGUUAUGCAAUGCACUGUAUUUGAACAGUAGCCUACGCUACCUUGAUGUCAGCUGCAAUAAAAUAACUCGUGAUGGAAUGGUGUUUUUGGCUGAUGUUCUAAAAAGUAACAGUACGCUGGAAGUCCUAGAUCUUUCUUUUAACAGAAUAGAAAAUGCAGGAGCAAAGCACCUCAGUGAAACUCUAACUUCCCACAACAGGAGUCUUAAAGCAUUGUCUGUAGUCAGCAACAAGAUAGAGGGAGAAGGGCUUGUUGCACUUUCCCAGUCAAUGAAAACAAACCUCGUACUGUCCAAUAUCUACAUUUGGGGAAACAAAUUUGAUGAGGAUACCUGUGUGGCAUAUUCAAAUUUGAUAAAGAGUGGCCGACUAAAGCCAGAUGAUACAGAUGUGGAACCAUAUGAGGUGGAUGAACACAUCUUCCUUUCAGAAGUCUCCAAUGGCCUUAAAAGGCAUUAUUACUGGACACCGACUUACGGAGGUGCUUACAUGCCGUCAUCUUCCGCAGGCUUUGCUCUUGUUCCUGUGGGUGAACGUCUAUAAGAAACAGGCUUGAAAACAAUUUCACACAUUUGUCUCAACAUUUUUAGAGACUAAGAUUUUGUUUACUAAUUUUUCUUUUGUAAAUUAGAACAAAUUAUUUUUAAUCAAAUUAUAAAAUUUUGUGUACUUGCCUCUUGUCGAGAAAAAACUGAUUCUUCACACAGAGACUAAAAUAUCAACCCUGAAACAAACCACAGAACUACAGUAAUUCUUUUUGUAAUGAAAAAUGAACACAAAAAUCAAAGACAGUAAAGUCACUACAGAAAUCUUAGCCAAAUAUUAUGGCAGAUUUGCUUUGCAGCUGGCAAAUUUUCAGUAGAUUCUGAGAGACAUCAAAGCUUAGAAGUCAAAAAGUAUUCCACAUAGAUGUUUAGGCAUUCCAGACAGGUGUUAACAAUUUCACAAAAACAAGAAAAUAAAGCUUCCUGGCAUAGACAA
Molecule: messenger RNA, 1902 nt
Organism: Arvicanthis niloticus (Nile rat)
Lineage: Eukaryota; Metazoa; Chordata; Mammalia; Rodentia; Muridae
Gene: Lrrc34
Product: leucine rich repeat containing 34
Molecular function (GO): protein binding
Source: RefSeq, a predicted model, not a curated record